Homarus americanus (American lobster) is the source of this 1359-nucleotide messenger RNA. RefSeq lists its product as uncharacterized. The record is from RefSeq and is a predicted model, not a curated record. Gene Ontology annotation, molecular function: protein dimerization activity. The coding region runs from base 1 to 1359 and encodes 452 amino acids. The transcript is spliced from 3 exons. Lineage: Eukaryota; Metazoa; Arthropoda; Malacostraca; Decapoda; Nephropidae.
AUGUUUCUAGCUCGACAGAACCUUCCUGUCCGUGGUCAUUGGGAGGAUAUGUUAACAAUAAACAAAGGCAAUUUCCUGGAACUGGUGGAGUUACUAUCAAACUAUGAUCCUGUUUUGAAAGAACAUCUUUUGGAGGUUAAGCAUGCUAUUCCAUCUCAGACAUCUGGAAGGAGAGUGAGCUCUUAUUUGUCACCAAAUAUUCAGAAUGAAUUCAUCUGUCUUCUAGGAAAUAAUGUUAAGGAAAAAAUUUUGGCUGACAUCAAGAAGGCCAAGUAUUUUGGAAUUCUUUUUGACAGUACACCUGAUAUGUCUCAUACAGAUCAGAUGUCCGAAGUGAUUAGAUAUGUUCAUAUUGAAGGUGAUUCUGUUGAAGUAAGGGAAUCUUUCUUGGGUUUCUUUCCUAUUGCUGGAAAAACUGCAAAUGAGCUCACAAAGGAUAUCCUGAGUAAUUUGGAGAGUGAUGGACUGGACAUUAACUUUUGCUGCAGUCAAGGAUAUGAUAAUGCUGCAACUAUGGCUGAAGGAAUUAGUCUUGAAAAUUGCACUGUAAAGCUCAAUGGUUUGAAAUUGUUUCUUCGAAGUCAGCGAAAUGAAAUUGUGGAGAGAGCGAUUCAAUAUGCAACUACACAAUGUGAAGAAAUGGGCAUCUCCAUGGAAACAAGAGGGAGAAUAAGACGUAAGAAAAUGAUGCCAGGAGAGAUGGCUAGGGAUGCUGGACUGACAAUGCAAGAGGAAAUUAGGAGAUCAAUGUUUGAAUGCUUAGAUCGAUUCAGUCUAGAAUUGGAUGCUCGUUCAGAGGCCAUGCAUAACAUCUUGUCAAUAUUUGAAGCUAUUCAGCCAAGCUACAUGCUUUCUGCAAAAGAAGAACAACAACUUCAGGGGAAUAUUUCAAAUUCAAGCAUGACCAAGAUUUUUAAUGAAAUUUCUGAUGAGGAUGUCAUGGUAGAAAUUAUGCAACUUUGCAGACACAUGGAGGCUGCCAAAAUCACACCUGAAGAAGCAAAUAAAUGGAUAGUCUUGCAGUUCCUGAAGUUUAUUGUCAAAUGGGACUUUUGUGAAACCUUGCCAAACUUGUCAUUGUGCCUGAGAUUCUUUUUAACAAUAUGUGUGUCUGUUGCAUCAUGUGAAAGAAGUUUCUCUAUACUGAAACUCAUCAAGAAUUAUCUUCGUUCUAGCAUGACUCGGGCAAGAUUGAACAGCCUAGCUAUGAUUUCUAUCGAAAAUGAAUGUGCCAAGACAGUUAAUUUUGAUGAAAUAAUUGGACAAUCUAGUGCUAUUGGUCAGGUUUCUGAUAAAAGUGAGUUGAAGAAGGCUGUGCCCUUCUCAUUGUGUAAUACUUUACAGUCAUGCGCCGGUUAA